Amorphotheca resinae ATCC 22711 is the source of this 236-nucleotide messenger RNA. RefSeq lists its product as hypothetical. Gene Ontology annotation, cellular component: cytosolic small ribosomal subunit; ribosome. NCBI's taxonomy places the organism in Eukaryota, Fungi, Ascomycota, Leotiomycetes, Helotiales, Amorphothecaceae. The record is from RefSeq and is a predicted model, not a curated record. Gene Ontology annotation, molecular function: structural constituent of ribosome. Gene Ontology annotation, biological process: maturation of SSU-rRNA; ribosomal small subunit assembly; translation. The coding region runs from base 30 to 236 and encodes 68 amino acids. The transcript is spliced from 3 exons.
CAUCCUCCUCAACCCGAUCAGUCGCCGCAAUGGAGUCCUCCAAAGUCCCCGUCAAGCUCGUGAAAGUGACCCGAGUCCUCGGCCGAACCGGGUCUCGUGGAGGUGUUACGCAGGUGCGCGUCGAGUUUAUGGAUGACCAGACCCGUUCCAUCAUUCGCAAUGUCAAAGGCCCUGUUCGUGAGGAUGACAUUCUGUGCCUUCUUGAAUCAGAGCGCGAAGCUAGACGCCUCAGAUAA